CUCGCCUGGGGCCGGGGUCCGGUAGCGGUCGGCGCGGUCGGCCGAUGCUGGCGCUGCCGCUGGUGGUGCUGGCCCGAGAUGCGCUGCACCGGCGCCCGCGUGCGCCCUUUUGCGCGUGCGAGCCGCAGAGUACAUUGCGAGGCGUGUGCCCCAGUGGCGUGCGCUACUACGCGGCCCGGGCUCACCUGGGCGAGUCGGAAGCGCGUACUGGGGCGCUGGAGCGCGCCCACGUGUUCGCACUGGCGGAGGGAGGCGCCGCGGCGCAGGCGGCCGCGGAGCUGCCGCAGCUGGCCGUGGCCGCCUGGCGCCAGGUGCUGGAGGAGGCUCCCCUUUGGUCCCGCACCGCGGACGGCUUGCCGGCCCUCGAGGACGCGGCGGCGGAGGUGGCGGCGGAGUCCUUGUCCCGCGCCUUUGCGUGGUGCGACCAGCGCCUGGCCGUUUCGGAGCCCAGCUCCGGGCUCGUCUGCGCGGUGCUCAGGAGCGGCAUCUACGUCGCCAGCUGCGGCCUCGCGCGUACCGCAGUGGGCACCGACGUGGAUGGGCUCACUGUGCUCUGCGAUGAGGCGUCCGUGCCCCACGACGCGCUCAGUGAGUCCGAGUUGGCGCGCGUGGGGCAAGGAGCGCCGCCCAAGUCGCUCCCUUGGCGCGCUUUGGGGGCGAAACAGCUCAAGGAGAAGCAUCCAGGCAUCAUCGCUCUGCCGGAUGUGGUGCGAAUCCAGCACUCCUCGGGCACGCGGCUAGUGCUUUUGGCCUCCGAGGCGGUGUGGGCGCAAGGCCCCCGCAAGCCGGUGCUUUGGGCCAUGGAGGCAUUGCGGGCAGGCCGCUGCCCCGCGGCGGAGCUGCUGAAGCGCGGCGACGCCGCGAUGGCCGCGGCCAUGGUCAUCGUCAUACCCGGGCAUGCCAUCGAGAGCCUUAGCGACGAGCUGUGACACGGAA
Molecule: messenger RNA, 936 nt
Organism: Effrenium voratum
Lineage: Eukaryota; Dinophyceae; Suessiales; Symbiodiniaceae
Source: the annotation of a GenBank genome assembly